UCUUCUUCGAAUUUCCCAAAUUGCCCUCCCGAUGUCAGCAACCCUAGCCCUCUCCGGCCUCUCCUUCACCUCCCCCAAGCUCCGCUCCUCCCCCUCCUCUCUCCCCGAAAUGCCCCUCCCCCGCCGCCAGCUCAAGCUCUCCGUCAGGGCCUUCGCGGAGACGGAGCGGCGGCCGAUGACGGCGACUUCCCCGGCGAGCCUCUACGAGGUUCUCCAGGUCAAGAACAACGCGUCGCAGAUGGAGAUCAAGACGGCGUACAGGAGCCUCGCGAAGAUGCACCACCCGGACGCGUCGUCGUCGGCGGCGGAAGCCGAUUCGGACGGGCGCGAAUUCAUCGAGAUCCACAACGCGUACGCGACGCUGUCGGAUCCGGCGGCCAGGGCGAUGUACGACCUGACGUUGAAUGCGGGCGUUGGUUUCGAUCGGCGGAGAAGCCCGGUCGGGUUUCGGCCCAAUGGGUUCUAUUCGACCCGGAGGUGGGAGACGGACCAGUGCUGGUAGAAUAGAAAUGCGCAGUUUCGAGUUCACCUGUAUUUCAGUUUUCUUAGAAUUUUCUAAGAAAAGAAACGAGACGUGUAAAGAGUAGAGGAGAAAUUAUGUAAAUUCUUAUCACUAGCAGUGAAUAUUUUCAGUUCAUUUUUUACUGCAGUUUUUAGA
This is a messenger RNA of Argentina anserina (silverweed cinquefoil), 658 nucleotides long. Its product is annotated as chaperone protein dnaJ 11, chloroplastic. The coding region runs from base 32 to 502 and encodes 156 amino acids. NCBI's taxonomy places the organism in Eukaryota, Viridiplantae, Streptophyta, Magnoliopsida, Rosales, Rosaceae. The transcript has a single exon. The record is from RefSeq and is a predicted model, not a curated record.